Molecule: messenger RNA, 5535 nt
Organism: Rhagoletis pomonella (apple maggot)
Lineage: Eukaryota; Metazoa; Arthropoda; Insecta; Diptera; Tephritidae
Source: RefSeq, a predicted model, not a curated record
UUCCAGAUUAACUCUGUGACACACGCUACCAACGUGAAAUGAAAGUUAAUGUGAGAGAACGUGCUGAAACACACUAUUGGAUUGACAUUACGAGCAGCGAUAUACCGCCGGUGCCGCCAACGCCUGUGCACAGCGCCACCGCCGCCACCGACGACGUCAUCAUCAGCAACAGCAACAGUUGCCAGCGGCAAGGUCAACUGCAGCUACAGAAGCAACCGCUAUUGCUACAGAGCCAUAAGCAGCCUCCUCCGGCUCAGCUGUUGCUUAUUGAACAAAACCAACAGCAGCCGCUACCGAAACAAAAACAGCCACAAUCGUGCAAAGCAACAUAUUACAACAACACCCCCAAUACCACCAACACCACCACCACCACCACACCCACCACUCCCGCCGCACCCACUAAAACAGUCCCACACUCACCAUUUUACCCAACGAAAUCCAUUAGCACACCCCUCUCCGACGGCUAUAACCCACUUGCCAUCGUCGCCACCGCCACUACACCCACAACUACAGCUAAUUCACCAGCAGCUACAGCGCCACUAUCAUUGCGCCAACAAAAUCAAAAAGUUAUCACAAGAUCACAAUCAUCUAAAGUUAUACAGGAGUUGCAGCAGUUACAUAGCAACAACAACAACAACAAUAUAAACCACUAUCCAUAUCCUCAGCAGCAGCAACAGCAGCAACAGCAACAGCAACAGCAACACUCAUCUAUCCAUCAACUAAAGCAACAGCAAUCGUUGCCCGCCACCCUACAUCCACCGCCAACGGUCAACGGUAACGGUAACGGUCAUCAUCCGCCGCCUAGCAAGUCCGUUUCGAUACUCGUCUACAAAACAUUGAAUACGGUCUUCAAGAGCAGUCGUAAGAUCAUUGUGCGCGUUUGUGAGGUAGCUAGCGCAAAGAAGUCUUUCACCAUGUUCAAAUUCAAUAAGGCAGCUGCGCAAAAUCGCGCUGAAAAUCGUGCGAACGCCUGCACCGGGCACGAUCAGUUCGUGCGACCGCCAGUGCCCGAGAAGAAAGUUAAACACAUAAUGAAGAAAUUACACAAACAAAAUGGACUGAAACGUUCUAAUUCAGCGAUCGAAUUUGACGUAUCCGCACUGACAGCCGCCAAUCGUCGACACAUCUACAGCAGCAAUCGAUCAGCCAGUUCGGAACAAGAUAAUUCAGAUCAAUCCGAGCACUCGGAAAAAUCACCAUUGGUUAGCGCGAGGUUAGACAAUCUAGCUAGGCUAUUUUUUAGCAAAUCGAUGCCAGCGGAAACCGGAAGUAGAGAUACCAUAGAUUCUGUGCUAACAACAAGACCAAAUCUGAAAUAUCAAUACUCGGCGUUGGAUAGUGGCAAUGGUGUUGUGGAGCGUAGUCCACGCGAACGUGCUCAACGAGAGCGCGCCUUCACUGCGCUACAGGAUUGGGUACAAAAUUCGAAUGGACGCUACGAGAUAAUCGCACAUUUGGAUGAGAUUGGCUCACGGCAUGGCAAGAAUUGGUUUCUCGUAACCGAUGCGACGGUGCGCACGGAUCGUCUGCUGACGUUGCUGCCACUCCCACCGGACUGCGUCGCGUUCGAGGACUUGCCUGCAAACGAGAAUCCGAAGCCAAUGCUAAUGGAGUUGCUCGGCUCACUGCAUCAUCCAUAUAUUUAUCCGAUUUUGGAUUUGGGUUUUCUGCAGUUGGGCUCAAGCAAUUUUGCCUGUCUGGUGACGCCAUUCAAUUCGCGCGGCAGCUUAAAGGAUUUAAUUUAUAGGGCGCAAUGGAACGAACCGUGGGCACGCAAAUAUACACGGAAACCCAACGGUUUGCCUGUCUCCCAAGUGCAGCGGCUGGGUCGACAAAUCUUAGAGGCAUUGCUGUUUCUGAAAGAGCGCGGCUUCCCACUGCACGGCCAUUUGCAUAGCGGAAAUGUGAUUCUACAAAAUGGCGCCGCCAGACUAUCCGGCCUCGAGAACGGCCUAUUGGGCCUUAGUUCCCGCAUUAACGCUGUUAUGUGGUCGCGUUCAACAACGGAAAUCGAAAAUGUCGAUAUCAUCUGCUUCGGUCAUUUGUUAUACGAAAUGUGCACCGGUACAGAAAUGACCACACCCAAACCGUCCAUGCGGGUGCUCGAAAUGGAAUUGGAGCAUUUCCCACAGAUCUUAGAUGUACUUGGCCUAAUAUUCGAACCGCCCAGCGGUGUGUGUCCCUCCGUCGAGGAUUUAGUUUUAUGUGAUCUCUUCAGAAGCAUCGAUUUACGUGAAUUACGUGGCCCCUGCUUUAAUACUAUCAAGCCAAGUCUCAGCAGAUCCACACUAAAUUUAUUGUAUGCUGUAAAGAAACGACAAUGUGCAUCACUUGGCAGCUCAUUCAGCGAAAUGAGCUCACCGAGUACACCGCCAUCUACACCACGCGACGGUCGACGCGGCUUUAGUCGAACAAUGGACUCUUUCGACAUAUCAAGCGAUUCCGAGGAAGGGCUGCUUGAUGAAAUCCUUGUCGAUGGCAAAUAUCACCAGCAACGCCUGCAUCAGCUACAGCGCAUGCAAAACUACCACCAGCGUCAGCAUCACUCCUACCCACAGCACUACUACAGUCAGUUUACAGCCUUCUCACAGCAUCAACUUGUCGGCCAACGUCAACACUUCAAACAGCUAGAAUAUGAUGCCAUAGAGUCAUCACCCCUACAUUAUUGUGAAAAUACCACCACCCAGUCGGACGACAAUAUCUAUAGCACUCAAGAAAAUCAACUUUCGACAACACAACAAUUACAAACGCAACAAUUACAAACACAACAACUACAACUAAGAGAGUCCCCAACACCAUCACCACCGCCUCUGUCACCUCUGCCACCGCUACCACCGCCACCACCUUCACUACCAACAAUACGUUGUAGCUCCAGCAAUAAUUUGAAUGCACCAUUGUGUUCAAAUGUUGGCCGCUCAUCGGGAAGUAGUACAAGUAUUGCUUCAAUAGGCGGCGCUGCUUCCACUUCUGCACCAGCUACCUUCAUUGUUGAGGAAAAUAUCGACACUGGCGAAAAUACAAUACACUCGGGUCAACUGGAGCUUGAGGGUGAUGAUAGCACAUCAAACAAUGACAGCACGGCGAGUAAUGAAUCAUCGGUGCAGCAAGCGGACUCGACUAGUCCAAGUCUAAUGACUGAUAGCGCAAAGGCAUCCACAUCAGCUGCGGCUGCCGCAGCAGCAAGUGUCGCAACGGCAGGCGCUGGUGCUGCUGCUUCUGCUUCUGCUUCAUUCAAUCAUCAAUUGACCGCCGACAUAUGCAACUAUAAGAACUCAAAGAGUCGUCGACUCGAGUAUUCGCUCAAGUGCUUGAAAUAUCGGCGCAGUAACCCGUCGCAGGAUUCGGCUUUUGGCUCAUUGACAGACAACGAUCUCUCAGUUGGGUCAUCCAGCUUUCGAAUAAGUAGUUUUCAAUCGAUUUCUUCACCGAUUGAUGAGGGUGUAGAAGAUGUGAUAAUAGCCACUACAACAGGUGGCAAAGAAAUUUGCCUAGAAUUGGCUACCAUACCAAGAAGCAUGGUGUCACAAGAUUCAGCUAUAUCAUCGCCGUGUCGUGAAACAUCGCCUAGCAACUUUUUGAACAUUGAUGACGCCAUGUCUGCUGGCUCUUGUUCGGGCGCAUCCACUUCGUCCGGCGGCUCGACAGGCAAUAUACGUCCACAACAAUUUCCCGACUCGCUUUCGCCUAAAAUACUCGUCACUUCCACCACUAACUCUAGCAAUUCGUCCCUAUCGUCGUCUAGCGCCACACUACCCCAAGGACAACAAUUCGAUCCACCCAAGAUACUGGUUAAUGAUCAAAACUCUAUCUAUACAACUUCACCCUCGAAACGUACCGGCACCAUUGAGGUCUUUUCACAAAAAUAUCGCGUAUGUUCAUUCGAAGAUAUGUCACCGAAUAAGCGUUCCUCUUCCGACAAACUUUUGAAGAAUGUCAAUCGUAUGGCUUUUCGUUCGCUCGAAGAGGAACGACGCAUCGAUAGCGCUUUUAUGCCCAUAGUUGACCGCACGAACUCGGAAAAUCGCGUGAACAUGCAGAGAGAUGAAAAAUACAAAAAACUCACACAUGCCUCCUUCCGCAUCAGUAAGACCUCGAGUCAAGUGAUCGUCUAUGACAACUCACCGAAUCAGCUUAUCACAACUUCACCCGUUGGCGCCACAAAAGUCAUAACUAAUGGCGAGAUGCAGCGUCCAGCCACAGCAGCGGGUUCGGUGAGUAGUCGUCUAACAAUGUGGCGCGAUAGCAAAUUCUAUCGAAAGAAUCGCAUUGCCAAGUCAAAUGACUCGCUGCUAGAAACAUCGCCCAAUCAUUCGGCUCGUUUGUCGCCAUCUUCAUUGCGUGACAAUCACUACGACAGCAGUUCCUCUUACGGCGGCAGUCGCAGCCACAGUCGACAAUCGUUAAAUCGAGGUGGUUCAAUCAAUGAGAUAUCCGGUCUGAAUCAGGCAUUUGGUGGUAGCGGUGGCCAAGGUUUGGCGGUGACCACAAGCUUUUGCGGCAAUGUCGGCACAGCGGGUGCUGGUCGACGUUACUGCAGUUCAAAAAGCGAGGAUCUCGGUGAUUCGAAUGACUAUUUGCGUGUUAUGGAUGCACGUAAAUCGUAUUCGGAACGACAUCUGGUCACCUUGACCAAACUAAAGCAAACGGCUAUAAACAAUACGACAAGCGGAAGUGAUCAAUGCUGCCAAUCCGAGGACGAAAUGAGCUUCUAUGAUGACAAUAAUGUUUACAGUUACAUGUAUUAUGCUGAGCAGCUGCAACAGCAACCACAACAACAACAACAACAACAGCAACAUCAUCAACAGCAACAUCAUCAACAUCAACACCAUGCAAAACAGCAUUUUCGGCAGCAGCAGCAACAGCAGCCGCAACAUCGGCGUAGUCACUAUAAUCAGCAACCGGCAGCCAAGUCAGCAAAGCAACAACUUCAACAACAACUAUCUACUCAUCAACACCAUCACCAGCAACAGCAACAUUCCAAACGUCCCCACCCGAAUCAAUUGAGCUGGAGUAGUUGUUCCAUAAAUCGCCUAAGGACAUCCAAUAUAAAGACCACCUCUUUGGCUACCUUAUCCUGCCAUCAUAAUCUAGCUUACUCCGCUUCAGCACACUCUCCCAAUGCUGCCAGCACUACAGCUGCCGGUACUAUAGUGGCGCUACCACAUGUCUCACGUAGCGCUAUUUUCAAGUCGGUAGAUCAUUUUGUCAACUUGACUGAUAAGCACGCUGGUGACGGUAGUAGUGGUGCUGGCAGUGGACGCAGCGGCACUUGCACUGCCACCGAUGAUAACAGCUCCCCCGACGAUUCGCCAACACAUCAGACACUGAGUGGCGCUGAACUCUCGAAGAUUUUUGCCAUGCACGACGCCCAAAGCAGCCAGUGUAGUGAAGAGAAGACACUGCUGCUGGACAGCGUUGAAAUGUCUCCAAUCAGUCCGACCGAGCCGGAGGAAUUGGCCAGCGAAGAAAAAAUGUGAUAUACUAAAUUUCAGUAAAUGCAUACUAAAACAUAAACUUAAAAGAAAAUAAAUGUUC